This is a messenger RNA of Trypanosoma conorhini, 1794 nucleotides long. Its product is annotated as putative condensin subunit 1. The record is from RefSeq and is a predicted model, not a curated record. Gene Ontology annotation, molecular function: chromatin binding. Bases 1 to 1794 code for a protein of 597 amino acids. The transcript has a single exon. Gene Ontology annotation, cellular component: nucleolus. Gene Ontology annotation, biological process: DNA replication initiation. NCBI's taxonomy places the organism in Eukaryota, Euglenozoa, Kinetoplastea, Trypanosomatida, Trypanosomatidae.
AUGCAGCGAUACCUGAUGAACACGUCCUACCUUCAGGACCAAUUGAAGGAGCUCCACGCACUGCAUAACAAGACGGUGACGGAGUACGGCGACUUGGUGGAAAACCUCUUCAGGGAGUGCUCUAUUCUCUGCGACGUGAUCCCGAACUACAAGAUCUCCGCCACGCUUGAGGACGAGGAUGGGGGCAGUGGGGGCCGCAAGCAGAAGGAGGUGUACCUUGUACAGAAGCUGGAGCAUGAGGUGCUGGCACAGUAUGAACACUUCCUUCAGCUCCUUCGCAAGUUGCAACGGAAAACGCACCCGGAACAGCAGGCACUUGGGAGUCGAUUGUGUGCCCAGCUGAUCAAUAGAGCAGCGGAGUUUAACCACGCCGAUAAACUCUUAUCGUUGGCGGUACAGUUUGCAAACGCAAAGUCCACGCGGGUGGCUCAACCCGCACUGACGGCUCUUGCAGAACUCCUCGAUGGGCAGAUGGUGUCAGAUGCGACGGAGUCUAUUGUCUCUUGCAUGCUAGACAUUGUGCGCAAGCAGAGUUACGCGAUGAAUCCUAAGCUCCUUCACCUCCUGCUCCACAUCCGUGUGGCGUUGGUGGACAUGCAUCGCCGAGACCUGACGGAGGAGAAGGCCAAAAACAAACGACUCAAAAAAGAAGAUAAGGAGUUGGCUCGUCAGCUGCAAAAAAGUAAGGCUCGUCGGGAUCGGGCCGAGGUGGCCGUGAAACAGGGUCGAAUUUUGCACCGUGUGUUUGUCAUCUACUUGCGCGUUAUAGAAGCCUCCAAGUCGUGUUCCCAGCGGCAUCAAACGCGAAUUCUUGCGCCGACGCUGGAGGGGCUGGUGAAGUUUGCUCCACUUGUCAACGUGGAGCUCUAUCAUCAACUCCUAACUGCCUUGAAGGACCUCGUCAACGACGAGGCAACGUCCAUGACGACAAAGUUGCAUGCUCUCGUGGCGGUUGCGACGCUGGCGCAGAGGGACGCCACCGCCAGUGCCAGUGAGUGGCGAGUGGAUCUCAGCUACUUCCACGAGGUUCUCUUUCGCUGCCUUCUUGAGGCGCUGGACAUCCCCAGGAGUGACACGGAGAAAAAGCCUAAUGAAGUAGAGGACGCCUCAGAUGGGGACGAUACGGCCUCGCAAGGCUCGACUUCGUCCGCGGGGUCCCUCUCGUCCCAGGCGUUUUCGAUUGCCAAUUCCAUGGCACAAGCGAAUUUUGUGCAGUCAAAUGCCUCCAAAGAGUGGACGUUCCGUGUGAGUUUGGUGCUGCGCGCUGUGGAUUUGUUGGUGUUGACACAAAAACAUCUGCCCGUCCCCCGCGUCACUGCCCUUGUGCGUCGCCUUAUCCAGGCUACUCCGUCCUGUCCGCCGCACAUUGGACUUUCCUUGCUCGCACUAGUUCACCGUCUCAUGCUGCGCUAUCCCGCUGUCUGUGGCAUUGUCAUUGGCGGCAGCGACAAUGUCAUUGUGGGGCGUGGGGCCUACAACCCGGCGGCGGUACAAACUGCUUCGGCAAAUGCCGAAAGUAGUUUUACGUGGGAAGUCAGCCUCUUGACGCGGAGCUAUCAUCCCACUCUGCGGCGUGUCGCAGAUGUCUUCUGCCGCCACUACCACAAGUUGUCCAAGGUGGCACAGGGGCAGCCGCCCGUCGUGACCAAACAGUUAGACGCACUUGGCCCGUACGAAGUGCUGGAGUCGUAUGACCCGUCGACGGGGGAGUUGCGACCGCCGCCACCGCUGCCGGAGUCGAUGCGGCGUGCGAAGGGCGCCGCAAAGCGGGCCCGUGACGACACCCCCCCGUAG